Messenger RNA from Pieris macdunnoughi, 276 nucleotides. Lineage: Eukaryota; Metazoa; Arthropoda; Insecta; Lepidoptera; Pieridae. The record is from the annotation of a GenBank genome assembly.
AUGUUCCGGAGACGCGCGCUCCGGCGGCGGCUGGCAGCGGCCGGCGCGCCCGCCUUGCCGGACGACCUGCUGCGGCGGCUGGCUCGCGCGCUGGACGCGGGCCCGGCCGGCCCGGCCUGCGUGCCCGGGCCGGCCGCGCUGCGCCCUCCCGUGCUCCGGGCCAUCCGCUUCCCCGACCUGCGGGAGCCAGCCGAGCUGCGCAGGAUGCCGCACUGCACCGACCAGCUCUGCUGCAAUCCCUACCACUUCAGCCGACUCUGCGAACCCGGUACGUGA